Messenger RNA from Acaulospora colombiana, 927 nucleotides. The record is from the annotation of a GenBank genome assembly. Lineage: Eukaryota; Fungi; Glomeromycota; Glomeromycetes; Diversisporales; Acaulosporaceae.
AAGGCUACAGACGGCCUUCUGAGCAUAUUGAAGAAUAAAGACUGGAAUGGAGAAGAGCAAGCUUUGAAUUCAACCAAGUCUCAUGAAUCCGGACCAGAGGUGUAUCAAACCGACUCACCACACUCCGCCACAGACAUACGGGUUAUCAUUGAUGACGAUAAUCGGCUCCAGACAGGCAUAGAUAAAGCUCUCAGAGACUAUAACAUCGCUCAAUUUGUCACCGUCCAGUCGCCCGGUAAGGAUCACCAGUAUCAAUCCAAACGACAAAAGGUUAUAAUCAGUGAUGCUGGAAGAAUUGGAUCCGCUGAAGAAAAUAGAUUUCUCGACCCUCGUACAAAGAAGUCUUUCGUGUUUGAUCAUCUAGGCCUUGAAGCCUCGGAUCCACGAGAUGAGGAGGUGGAUGGAGAGUCUGAACCAUUCCGAGCCGCUCUCGAUAAUGCUGCUCAGGAGUAUAUAACUGAGCACUACAAAGAUGGUGUAGCAAGCGUAUUUGUUCCUUCACCAGGGAACCUUGUCCUUCAACUGGUCGCCAACAAGUACAACCCACAAAACUUUUGGUCUGGUAGAUGGAGGUCGAAGUACGAAAUUGACCUCAACGAGAAGUCGGUCAAAGGGGUUGUCAAUGUGACGGUGCAUUACUAUGAACAAGGCAAUGUACAAUUGACUACAGGAUUCCAUCCGACUAUUUCGUUACCCCCAUCCUCUCCUUCCCCACAAGCAGCAAGACAACUAUUAUUACAAAUCAUCGAGGCGGAAAAUACGUAUCAGACGACUCUGAGUGAUACAUAUCAUGAUUUGGGCGAGAAGAGCUUCAAAGCGCUGCGACGGGCUUUACCGAUGACUCGAAACAAGAUAGACUGGGACAAGGUCACCGGUUAUAAGCUUGGCGCUGAGCUCACUGCAAGUCGUGGAGGAUUUGGAUCAUGA